Echinostoma caproni is the source of this 2472-nucleotide messenger RNA. Lineage: Eukaryota; Metazoa; Platyhelminthes; Trematoda; Plagiorchiida; Echinostomatidae. The record is from the annotation of a GenBank genome assembly.
AUGGGGGGCCUUCUAACCUGGCUCCAGACUAACAUUUAUGAACUGGCAAAUGUGAUUCAAAAUUGUGCUAGUUCAGUUAGUUCUCUCACCGACCAAACGCGACAACAAGAACAACUGGACGUAUGUCGUGAUCGGUGCUCAUGUAUAGCCCAUAUAUUCUCUUCCCUCGCUCGCACACUCCGACCGUCCUUGGUAGAUCAGCCAACACUCCCGGGGUCUGGUGCAUUGGGAGAUCUACGGACAUUUGACUGUGUACUAGUCAUUCUGGAAUUGGCUCCUCCUCUGGGUAGCCGUGAACUGGCGGCGAUCACGUUUCAUUCGUUACACUCAUUGGCAGAUGAUGCAUCUCGUCAUCGUUCUUUGACAUCCGCUUGCAACACGAACCAAAACCGGUCCGAUUCAUCGACAAUGGAAAAUCAUACGGGGGAUGCACCACGACCUGGUUCGGCUUUGGUCCCCUAUUUUCUACGUGUUGUGGUCGCUUUAACUCGCUACUGUCCAAGCAAUACUUCAGAUUUGGAAAGCACAGAUGAAUUGCGCGAUUUUCGGGAUGAUGUUCACGACUUGAUGCAGGACAUACUAAGCCUGGUUGGAUCGGAAACGAUUUUCCUGGAAUUGUACACACACGUGCAACGUCUGCAGAUGCUUGCCGUAUCGACCAACACUCAGGUGACCGCCACCGAGGUCUUGCGGGAAUCCGAGGCUUGUCUGUUCAUGAUUACCACAGUGGCCAAACGCCUCUCCCCGCACGAUCCCGAAGGACAUAUAUCUAAUCUGAUCUCUGGCCUCGUGCUGCCUGGUUUGGCUUCCGAUUGUCCAUAUCCGCUUCAGGAAGUAGGCUGCCUGCUGUACAUGGAGUUAGCUCACUGGGCCGCUUGUCAUCCGGAAUUGCGUCGUCAGAUUGUCUCUCAAUUGAUCAGCAUUGUCGAGAAAGCUGCGAAUAUUGAAUUAUCUCGGCUUCAGCCCGGUCAAAAAUUGGCAGUUGGUGCGGCUCUAUCGGCCCUUGGAGCUCUGAGUGCAGUCUAUAGGGCCACUCCACCAGCACAGCAUAACCCGGCAAACAAUGAAUCGCUUCGUACCGGCCUGUUGGAUGAUCACUGGCAAGACCUUGUUCAGCGCGUGGCCUAUAAUUUGCCUCGAUUGGCCUGGGUCCCAGUGCAUGAUGCCACACUGCUUUUCACUGGGAUCGGUCGCGGUCUUGUUUCGUCGAUCGGUUCGGGCGCUGGCGGUUUUGAUUUUGAUCCCCGAUUAGCCAGGCAACAGUUUCCCUCCAGACUUGCUCAGAUAUCCAGUGUCAGUUUGGAAUGCCUGACCAAGCUAAUGGAUGAUCAGGUACCUGUAUCCGGUACGGAUACAUUAAGCGAUCCGCGUGUUUGGUUAGACUAUCUGGCCGCCGUGUUCCGUACCAUGGGUAGUCUUUUGCGUCGCCUUGAUGACCCGGCAAAACCUGGUUCGGGUACGGCUGAGAUCAACAAUCUAACCAUGUCUGCUCAGGCAUGUUUGUCAGAAUCUUUGCGACUGGUGCGAGAAGUCAUCUGGCCCGUCGUUGCCCGGGUACUGACGCAUUACUCCGUUCGGGCUCGGCUAAUGGAGCACGCGUGUCGUCUCAUUCGAUUUAUUGUGCGCUGUUUCUCGGUCCACUUGCGUGAUCUCCUCCCGGAUAUUGCUGAAAAGAUUGUGAUCUCUUACAAUUCCGGCGGGCAUCACUCGAGCUUUCUCUAUUUGGCCAGUGUACUGGUCGAUGAAUUCGGUGAAUUGACGGACUGCCGUGUUGGCCUCGUUCGGAUGUACGAAGCCCUCGGUGGACAGACUCUGAAGAUGCUCGCUGGUCCGAAUCUAGCGGAGCAACCACAUACAGUCGAAGAUCUUUAUCGGUUGUGCACUCGUCUUGUACAACAUUGCCCUACGGUGUUCCUGACCAGUGAACAGGUCGACCUACAUGAGUUGUGCAGCACAGCCAUACGUUCGCUCAGUUUGUGCUGUUCCGGCCCUAGCGCUGGUAAUUCGGGUGAGGACGCAUCUGGCAUGAACUCCUCAGACGCUGACUCAGGUACUAACAGUUCCUCAGCGAACACCAGUGCAUCGGCUGCUGCGGCUCGAUUCUUCAUCGAUUUCCUCAAUUUCGCCGGUGAAGCCGCCGAAGUCACUCCUUCUCAGAUCCUGGAAUUGCUCUCUUCUGGUACACCAUUGCCCACUCCCAGCUGCCCUUCAUCAAUGGCUGCGCAACGUGCCCUAGUUUGGCUCACUUGUCCAGCCCAAGUGGAAAAUUCUGAGAGGCCCGAGUGUGGAGGUCAGCAACUGGUAUCGGCCUCACUACAAGCCUGCUGUUUAGGUUUGUCGGAGGAUCGAUUCCCGGAAUUGGCAGACAUUCUCUAUCAGCUCAAAGCCAUCACAAAAUCCGAGGUACGAAGGCGUUCCGUUCUCCGUAAAAUCGUAUUGUUGUUACUGUUCGAAGUUCGAUUUUUGCAGUAA